AUCAGAGUCAGUCAGUCAGUCAGUCCGUCCGUCCGUCACGACUCUCCCUCAGCCUCCCUCCUUACCCUCUCCUCCAUUGCGAUCGACACCCUUCCAUUUGGUUACUGCUUUACCUCUUUUGUCUGCAGCCCAUUCGCCCUGUCUUUUUGGUUCGGGUCACUUUUGUUCAUCCCAUUCGUUCUUUUCUUUCCGUAUCUACGCAACACGACAAACCCUGACGCGCAACACGCAUCUGCCUGCCUUGCCUUUCCCUCACUUUCCAAGUGUCUGCAGCGGAACGAAAAUCUCCGACAACAGUCGCACAUACAUUUCACCUUUCCAAGAGAAUAAAUAUAUACAGCACGGAACUGAAUCAUGUCCGACGACGAGGACUAUUACGAUGAGUACGACGAGGAUAUCUUCUGGGUGGAAGAGCCCGAUCCCACCAUUGCGGACGACCUAGCCGCAACCGCCACGACGGACGCCAUCUUCUACGAAGACCCCGCUCUUGAAGUCGAAGACUACUUCUCCGACUGGGACGAUCUCUCAGACGACUACUACGACGAGGACCCCACCGCCGUGCGCCGCGCCCGCGCCUUGGGACUGUUAUCCAAACAUCACCAUCACCAUCACCAUCACCAUCAUCACCACCAGCACCACCAGCAUCCCGCGACGAAACGGCACCGCGCGAACAGCAAACCCACCCCGUUCUUUGAUCUAGCUGCUUUCCAGAGUGUCGUGUGGAAGAACCCAAAGCAUGAUGUUGAGGAGAUCGUUGCGCUGCAUGAGCCCGGCGAGGGAGAGAAGGUCGCGCUGCUGAAGAAUUGGAGGGAGGUGUUUCGGAGUGCGAAUCCCAGGGCUGCUGCUGUCGCUAACGCUGCGGGGAGAAAGAGUGCGCAGCAGCAACAACAGGGGCUGUGUUUGAGGGGGAGUAGUGUCGGGGUGGAGGGGAGGAAUGGCGAGAGUAAGAGGGAGGAGAAUUCUGCUAUUGUGGUUGAUGGGGCUGGUAAUGGGAAGGGCGUUGGGAAAGGGCAGAUGGUUAAUGGAGACGGAUUUGUCGCGGCGGGGUUGGUGAUUGAUGCUGGCUCUGUUGAUGAGAGGGUGGCGCUUGAUGAGGCUGAGCUUGAGGCUACGGCUGCUACGAAUGCUGUGGAGGUGGACGGCGAGUCUCAUGAGGCCGGUGAUGGGUCCUCGCUCGAUGAGUCCAGAGACCCGGUUGAGAAACCGACGGUCCUGAGGACCAGGAAGCGUAAGGCCGAUGAUGCGGUGGAGGACGCUCCGGAAACCGCAGCCAAGACCAGAGCGAAGAGGGUUGCCUCUGCGAAAGUGGGCAAGGCUAAUAUUACAGAUGUCCCUGCUGCGACCUCGGGCCCUGUGCGGAGGUCAGCCAGGAAUAAAUAACGGAGCGCGAUCAUUCCGAAUGCGCGUUACGAUGUUAUGAACUUCUUUUGUUUCUCUGUGUGUGUUGUUUAUCCAAUUUAUUAACUGCAUAUAAUUAAUCCACU
Molecule: messenger RNA, 1484 nt
Organism: Aspergillus homomorphus CBS 101889
Lineage: Eukaryota; Fungi; Ascomycota; Eurotiomycetes; Eurotiales; Aspergillaceae
Exons: 2
Coding region: 355-1380 (341 amino acids)
Source: RefSeq, a predicted model, not a curated record